Molecule: messenger RNA, 2057 nt
Organism: Gallus gallus (chicken)
Lineage: Eukaryota; Metazoa; Chordata; Aves; Galliformes; Phasianidae
Gene: KPTN
Product: kaptin, actin binding protein
Exons: 11
Coding region: 385-1959 (524 amino acids)
Biological process (GO): cellular response to amino acid starvation; actin filament organization; negative regulation of TORC1 signaling
Cellular component (GO): lamellipodium; actin cytoskeleton; KICSTOR complex
Molecular function (GO): actin filament binding
Source: RefSeq, marked inferred
CACGCUCUGCCCCACGCCCCUCUCAUAUCCUUCUGUGCCCCACAGCUGCCCCAUAACCUCCCGCUAUGCUCUCAGGGGGUCCUUUUGUGCCCCGUUUCCCCUCAGGAUCAUUUUUUGGGGGGGGGGAGGGGAUGUUCUGUGUACCCCAUGACUGCCCCACAUCCCACAUGGGGAAUGCUGCUUCAGGCCCCGCCUCCUGUCCUCAAGGCACGCCCAUUCCCUUAAGCCACGCCCACUUCUCCUCCUCCCGGCCUCCCAUUGGUGCUUCGUCGUCUCACCCGUCGCCGAUCAGUGACGUCAGAGCGCCGCGCAUAUCGGAGGCCCCAUCCCCGGAGCGGCGGUGUUGGGGCUGCCCCGCGCCGCGCCGGUGCGGCUGUGCGGGUCAUGGCGGGGCCGUGCCCGCUGGUGGAGGACAGCUGCAGCCGCCUCCCGUCGCAGAGCAACGUGUACGGGCUGGCGGCGCUGCCCGGCGCCGGGGGGCUGCUGGCGGCCACGCUGAAGGGCAAAGUGCUGCACUUCCGCUACCAACACCUGCGGCACAAACUGCGGCCCGUGGCGCGGGAGCUGCAGUUCACCUACAUCCCGGUGGACGCAGAGAUCGUCUCCAUCGGCUGCUUCCAGAAAUCGGCCCCGAAACGGGGGCUGGUGGUGGGCAUCACCUUCAUUAAGGACUCCGGGGACAAACCCAGCCCCUUCCUCAACAUCUACUGCGACUACGAGCCGGGCUGCGAGUUCGACCUCGACUCCGUGGCGCAGAGCUGCCUCAACCUGGAGCUGCGCUUCACCCCCCUGCAGCUGUGCCACGCUGAGGUCCACAUUGGGGACAGAUGUGACACCGUAUUCCUGCUGAGCGGCACCGACCCCGGGAUCCAUCUGUACCGGGAGAACGAAGGGCUGCAUCAGUUCGAGGAGCAGCCGCUGCAUGAGCUCUUCCCGGAGCUGCAGGAGCUGCCCAGCAGUGUCCCCGUGGUGUCCUCUCAAUGUCCCCACACCAUCCUGGUGUCCCCACGUCUCCAUCGCGCCCCCCCGCUGUCCCCCCCGCUGUCCCGCAGUGCGCUGUGGUUGGAUGUCUGCACGGUGCCGUCGUCGCGGCGCCGUCUCACGGCCGUGGGCUGUCAGAGCGGUUACGUCCGCGUGGCGCACGUGGACCAGGACACGCGCGCGGUGCUGCAGAGUUGGAGCAUCCAGCAGGACGGCCCCAUCUCCACCGUGCUGCUCUUCCCCCUGGAGGAGCCGGACGACGACGGGGACGUCGCCGGGGGGCACCGCGGGGCCGAUGAUGUGGGGCCGUCAGCGCCCGGCCCGGAGCCCACCCCACACUACAGCCUGCUGGUGGCCAGCACCAUCGAGAUGUCCGUGGUGUACCGGGACGUGCUGAGCCGCGGGCUGACGGAGCAGCUGUCGCUGCCUGGCAGUGACCACCACGACGCGGUGCUGUGCGCCAUGUUGGCCUGCACGGCGUUGGACGGCGGCCGCGAGGUUCUGUUGGGCACUUACGGGCAGGAGCUGCUGUGCCCCAUAGGAGCUGCUGUGCUACGCCUACCGCGGCCGGCGCUGCGGCUUUCAGCUGCUGUGGACGCGGCGCUUCCCCGGCCCGGUGCUGGCGCUGUGUGGGGCGGACCUGACGGGAGAUGGGCUGCGGGAGGUGGCCGUGGGGUGUCUGCAGGGGCUGCACGUCCUGCAGCACAGCCUGGAGCCCACAGCACAGCGCCUGAAGGAGCGGCUGCGCAGGGAGGUGGCACGGAGGGCACAGCAGAGGGGGGGGGAGGGGACCGGGACCCCCAAGUGAUGGGGGUGGAUGGGGUGUGGGGGGGGGGGGGGCACCGAAAGUGGGGCUGGAAAGAGGAGAAACGGCCCCCAAAAGGGCAAAAAUGGCCCCCAAGUGGGGGGGGAACGGCCCCAGAAUGGAGCGAAAUGGGCCCAAAAGAGAAGAAAUGGACUCAAAAAAGGCAAAAAUGACCCAAAACAGAGAGAAAUGGCCCCAAAAUUCAGACGGUGACGCCGACCCUUUGAUACCCCCCCCCACCCCCAGAGACCCCAAUAAACGGCACCGCUCC